UUCCGGAAUGCCGCAGCAAAGGGAAGGCGAGGCGGCCGGGGCAUGAGCGACGUGGUGGAGCGGACGCUGAGCGCCUUGCCCGGCUUGCUGGGGCAGCACGAGCCCGGGGCUGGCCUCGGAGGAGGCGGCGCCGGAGGAGGAGGAGGAGGAGGAGGGGGAGCCGGCCGGAGCGCGGCCACUUCGCGCCUCGGCGGCCUGAUCCGCAGCAUCACCGCGCUCGCCUCCAAACACGAGGAAGAAAAAUUAAUUCAACAGGAAUUAAAUAAUUUAAAAGCAACAGUUUCUGCACCAACUACAACACUGAGAUUGAUGAAGGAAUGCAUGGUGAGACUGAUCUAUUGUGAGAUGCUGGGCUAUGAAGCCUCUUUUGGAUACAUCCAUGCUAUCAAGCUAGCACAACAAGGAAAUCUUUUUGAGAAAAGAGUUGGUUAUUUGGCAGUUUCUUUAUUUCUUCAUGAAAACCAUGAACUGCUGCUUCUGCUUGUGAAUACAGUUGUGAAGGAUUUGCAGAGCACUAAUCUCAUGGAAGUGUGUAUGGCUCUUACUGUGGCAAGCCAGAUCUUUCCGCGGGAAAUGAUUCCAGCUGUCCUUCCACUUGUAGAAGACAAGCUGCAGCAUUCAAAGGAAAUUAUUAGAAGAAAAGCCGUCCAGGCGCUGUACAAGUUCUACCUUAUUGCUCCCAACCAAGUCCAGCACAUUCAUGAAAAGUUCCGGAAAGCACUUUGCGACAAGGAUGUGGGAGUGAUGGCUGCUUCAUUACACAUUUAUCUCCAAAUGGUGAAGGAAGACUCCUCUAGAUACAAGGACUUGACAGGCAGCUUUGUAACUAUUUUAAAGCAGGUGGUGGGAGGAAAACUCCCUGUGGACUUCAACUAUCACAGUGUGCCAGCACCUUGGUUACAAAUUCAGCUUUUAAGGAUAUUGGGGCUGCUUGGAAAAGACGAUCCAAGGGCCAGUGAAUUAAUGUAUGAUGUUUUGGAUGAGUCGCUAAGGAGAGCCGAGAUAAACCACAACAUCACAUAUGCAAUCUUGUUUGAAUGUGUUCAGACCAUUUACAUGAUUUAUCCUAAGUCAGACCUACUUGAGAAGGCUGCCAAAUGCAUUGGAAAAUUUGUCCUGUCACCCAAAAUUAAUUUGAAGUAUUUGGGAUUAAAGGCCCUCACGUAUGUUGUCCAGCAGGAUCCCAGCCUUGCACUCCAGCACCAAAUGACAAUAAUUGAGUGCCUAGAUCACCCAGAUCCCAUUAUUAAAAGAGAGACAUUGGAACUCCUGUAUAGAAUCACCAAUGGACAGAACGUCACUGUUAUUGUUCAGAAGAUGCUUGACUACUUAACACAAAGCAAAGAGGAAUACACCAUCAUCAACAUAGUCGGAAAAACAGCAGAAUUAGCUGAAAAAUAUGCUCCUGACAACGAAUGGUUCAUCCAGACUAUGAAUGCAGUGUUUUCCAUCGGAGGAGAUAAAAUGCACCCUGACAUCCCAAACAAUUUCUUGCGUCUCCUUGCUGAAGGUUUUGAAGAUUCAAAGGAAGACAGCCAGCUGCGGCUUCAUGCUGUCGAAUCUUACCUCAUGUUGCUAGAGGAUGAAAAUGCAGUUUUUCCGCAGAAAUUUCUUCAAGUGAUGAGUUGGGUACUGGGGGAAUACAGUUAUCUUAUGAAAACAGUGGACCCAGAAGUUUUCUUGGCAAGUUUGCAUAGGAUACUUAUGACGAAGGCUACCUCUGAAACCAAAGCUUGGAUUAUGGCUGCAGUGACUAAAAUAGCUUCUCAUACCACAUCUUCAAAAACAGUCGAUAAACUCAUUGUGGAAUUUGGUACCUCCCUGGACACCUGCAUGAGACAGUACGCAUUUGAAUUAAAGCAUCUACACGGAGACAAAGAACUGAUGAAGAAGUUGUUCCCAGUUGAUGCUAGUUGUGAGGACAUAGUGGUAGAUGCUUCCUUAUCUUUCUUGGAUGGGUUUGUAGCCGAAGGACUGGACUGUGGAGCAGCACCAUAUAAACCUCACCACCAACGGCAAGAAGAGAAGUUGUCUCAGGAAAAAGCUCUGAAUUUUGAACCUUACGGGCUGUCACUUUCCCAGAGUUUCUCAACAUCUGGUUUUACUGGCAGACAGUCUCCAACUGGACUUUCUUUGGGUUCAGACAUCUCUGCUAAUAGUGCUGAGACAGGACAGAAGGAGACCAACAGUCUAAAGCUUGAUGGUGUGAAAAAACUAUGGGGAAAAGAAGGCUACCUCCCCCAGAAGGAAAGCCAGGUAGAAAAGGAAGACAGCGUCAACCCUGUUCUACACGGGAGCGCAUUUGCAGAGCACAUUGUCGCCAGCUUGCCACUGCAGUCUGAGCAAGCAACGACCAGCCUCUCGGAGGGAGAGAAGGAGAAGCAGCAACUCGCUUCGACGCUCUUCGUUGGCCUCGGGUCGCAAGGCAGCGUCAGUCUGAUGGGCAAAGGAGACUCCACAGCUCAGAAGUUCACAAGAAAAUCCAAAACCAGUGAAGCACCAAAGGGUGAGGGGAUGUUCAGUAUCCAAAGCACAGCCCGCCCUUCUCCGUGCCGAGAUGCAUUAUCUGAAAACAAGGAGCUAUUCCAAAACAACGGACACCUAAGGUUAAGGAAAGCUUCGCUGAGUUCUACGGAAAUUUCUGAAUCCAAGGUUGUGUUUGAAAGAUCUCCUUCUCUGCCAGAAGCUGGUGUGAAUGAUAAGCUUUUGGGUCACCGACUCUCGCCAUCCUCUCUGUUUGCAGAUGGCAAUAUGGAUAUUUUCCAUCCUUCUCCAAAUGCUCAGCCUGUACUCCACAAGCAACCCUCUUUGAUGCCUUUCUUGCCUGAAGAAGUAGCCAAACACCCUCAUUCAGAAAUCUUAGAACUUUGCACCAAUGAAACUUUGGCUUUGUACUCUUGUAAAGUCUGGACAGAUGACUGUGUCCUACUUUUUUUAUUUCUUUCCAAUCGAAGCGCUUCCACACUUAAAGAUGUGAAUUUGGAAUUGGAGCACACAGAACACCUUAAGGUCUUUGAAUGUCUUGGACGCCGUUUUGCUACAAUAGAAGCUCAAAGCGUCGAAAGCUUUCAGACACGUGUAGAGAUGGAGGAACUCUGCUCAUCAGGAAUGGUCUCCGGUUCCAUCAGUUACCACCUAGAAUCAGAUACACACCUAAGAUUUUCUGUUACAUUCGCAUUGUUGGAUUUUAUCAGACCAAUGAAAAUGACCACUGAUGAAUUCGGAAAACUGUGGCUCUCCACUUCAAAUGAUGUCAAGCAAAACCUAAAGAUUACAUCAUCUCAGGGAUCUCUGUCCGUUGUUCUAAACAUCUUGCAGAAGAAAUUGAAGCUACAUAUUGUUGAUAUUAUAGGUAACGAAGGGAUUGCAUCAUGCCGACUGCUUCCAUCAGUCCCCUGUUUACUACAUUGUCGUAUCCAUGCUGGGAUGUUGGUGUUGUGGUUCAGGUCACCUUGUUCUGCUCUUCCGGACUGUUUACUUUACCAAUGUCAGAAGGUGAUGGAAGAAUCCUGAGUGUCCCAGUGCCUCUUUUGGUUACUUCAUGACAAUAAGGACAUGUGUGGUUUUCUGAAAGGGUUUACCAAAGCCAACCCUUGCCUUGCUUGUCAAGAGUAGAGUUGCAUAGGCUUAGCUCCUAUAGAUGUUGGGAUGGGAUGUGACAGCUAGACUUCGCUGCUUGUACCUCCCAAUGCUCAGGAUCAGUCAGUCACUGACAAGGGACUAAAAUUAGGGGUAUCUGUUUGAACGAGACACGUUAUGCAAGAUACGUACUUUCUAUUACGUACUCAUAUAGGUCACAACCAUUUGCUCAUAGGAUCAGCUACUACUUGAAUUACUUCAUUCAUGUGGCUUACAGUGUAAAGACACUCCUUAAGCCUUGCCUACCUUUUACUCAUGAUCCUUUCUCAAAGUGGCAUUCUUACGCACCAGGGUUGUAGAAGCAAGAGACUGAGGCUGAUGAAACUGACAUUCAGUUAUAAGUUAUCCAUGAUUGUCCCAUGGUUGAAGGCACUGGCUGGAGGGACGGUGCUCCACAGCAAUUGUUGACGUGGUCACAAGCAACCUAUGAAUGCCAAACUUUGGAAGUAUGGGUCAUUGUUCUAAUGCACCUCACAAAAGGAGUUAAUAUUAGGGCUGCUGUCUUUUGUCUUUAUGUGAUGCCAUGCUAGGUAUCUGUAGCCAACGGGUAGAGGGGGCCUCAUCCUGCAGUAGAAUAAGAGUCUUGUAUGAAUGCAUCAUAAGGCUGUGUGCAAGUCUUUCAUUUGUCACUUGGCCGCAAUUUUGGUGUAUAUCCAACUUUGGCUUCCGAAGUUCUGUAUCUCCAUCAGAGCGCUGAUUGACUUUUAGUGUUUGAAAACACUAGACCUACAAUCCCAAAGGCUUCUUUAGGUGUGCCUAAGAGCUUGGGCAUCAACUCACAGAUGGUCUGACUUGAACAGCAGCCUGCCCCUCCACCCCUUCUGAUGCAUCGAUAGAUUUCCUUAAUUGCACCCGCCGUUGCCCAUGGUGAUAACAUAGUCCAUAGAUAUGUUUGCACUUUUGCAUUAUAAUAAAAGGAAUGGGAAGAG
This is a messenger RNA of Elgaria multicarinata webbii, 4568 nucleotides long. It is a transcript of the gene AP4E1, whose product is annotated as adaptor related protein complex 4 subunit epsilon 1. Gene Ontology annotation, molecular function: cargo adaptor activity. Gene Ontology annotation, cellular component: AP-4 adaptor complex; membrane coat. The transcript is spliced from 21 exons. The record is from RefSeq and is a predicted model, not a curated record. Gene Ontology annotation, biological process: vesicle-mediated transport; intracellular protein transport. Bases 43 to 3513 code for a protein of 1156 amino acids. NCBI's taxonomy places the organism in Eukaryota, Metazoa, Chordata, Lepidosauria, Squamata, Anguidae.